CUAACAAAGGCCGACAGAACUUUCUCAAUUUUGACCGCACAAGUCUGGAUCUAUUUCUGGAGACAUAGAAUUCGGUCUCGAGAGAACAGGCAGAACAAAGCUCUGGUUGCCUUCAUUUGGUUGAUGCAAGCUGUUGAAAUGACAAUUACUAUUCGGCUAUCGACCGUUCAUAUGAUGGAGUUCGAUGAUAGAUCCCAUUUCUAUGGCUAUAUGUCGACCGACUGGGCGCUUUAUACCGGAAUAUGCUCCUUCACCAUGUCCCUUGUGCAUAGCGUCUUCAUAUAUAGGGUCUUCAGACUUGAGAAGAGUCUCUAUGGCAAACGGAGAAUAACAUUUGUUCUGAUUGCAUUUUGUGCCAUGGAGCAAGUUUUUGGUCUUCUUACUGCAAUCUUCAUUGCCAAUCUUAAUGAUAAUUUUGACUACAAUAUCACAAGGAUGAAGUGGUCUACCUCGAUCGCGCUUGGUUGUUCAGCAAUCAAUGAUGUUCUCAUCGCUGGAACUUUGAGCUACAUUCUCUACAAACACAGCAAAGGCGUGUCGCCAAGAGCUAGUCAAAUGAUCAUGAAACUCAUCAUAUUCUGCUCGCAAACGGGUCUGAUUACAACGCAAGUUACUUGCGUGGCGGCAUCCAUCACCAUUGCACUUUGGGUGGCCUGCCGUUUCGAGAUUUUUCAUCUAUACAUGUGUAUUCCUAUUGGAGGGUUAUAUGCUACAUGUCUUCUCGCCAACUUCAUCGCUCGGGAAUCCUACUUGCAGCCACAGACAGUCUACGAACCCGAGAUUUCCGAAAUCAGUCUCAGUUUUGGACCUUUCACGCAGGUGAUUCAUGUGGGCUUGCCCAACGAUAACCCAGGGCAGCAGGAAACAUUGUCAAUGCAAGAACGAACACAUUCCUCGAAAGCGUCUUCCUAUUAA
Messenger RNA from Suillus fuscotomentosus, 915 nucleotides. RefSeq lists its product as uncharacterized. The coding region runs from base 124 to 915 and encodes 263 amino acids. The transcript is spliced from 15 exons. Lineage: Eukaryota; Fungi; Basidiomycota; Agaricomycetes; Boletales; Suillaceae. The record is from RefSeq and is a predicted model, not a curated record.